Messenger RNA from Helianthus annuus (common sunflower), 1511 nucleotides. RefSeq names its product BSD domain-containing protein 1-like. Lineage: Eukaryota; Viridiplantae; Streptophyta; Magnoliopsida; Asterales; Asteraceae. The record is from RefSeq and is a predicted model, not a curated record. The coding region runs from base 72 to 1298 and encodes 408 amino acids. The transcript has a single exon. Gene Ontology annotation, cellular component: cytoplasm.
CUUUCAAUGGUUUAAAAUCAGGAAAAAAGCAAACAGUGUUCUCUUUGCCGGCAAGCACCGCAUCACCACCAAUGAAUUUCUUUCAAUCCGUCUUCUCCGACGAUCCAGAACCUUCUACUCCACAACCGGAACCACAAACUCCUGAAAACCCUAACCCUAGCAUCCCAUCCAUCACUUCCGCAUGGACCUUCGGCAACAACCUCAUCAAAACCCUAGCCUCCAAAUCCGAUUCCGUCAUCCAAACCUACCGCCGUGACCUCCACGACUUCACCUCCGGCAUCAAGCAAGAAACCGCCGUCAUACGCGAAGCUGCCGUUAAAGCCGUUAACAACCUACCGUCAUCACUCGAAGCCGGCGCCGGCUUCGCUCAGAACUCGCUCGAAUCCGUCGGUCAAGCCAUCGACGAUAUCGGAGCCACCGUCACCGAUAUUAUUACUCACGGUAAGGAUUCAAUUCUAGCCGUUGAUUAUUCUGAUUCUGAUAAUAAUAACAUUAUUGAUGAUAGUAAAAGAAUUAGUAAUAGUAGUAGUAGUGUAGAUCUAGGGUUUCCGAAGCCUUAUAGUAGACUAGAUGCACAAAUUAGAACGAUUCAGAGUGAUAUGAACACGUAUUUGAAUGAGCCUGAGGAUGUUGUAGAGUUUAAUGAGUGGAAGUUAGGGUUUGAUGUUGGUGAGAAGGUGCAGGAGAUUGAUGAUGUUAUGAAGGAGAAUGAUGGAGUGGUUGGGGAGAUAUAUAGAGAGAUCGUUCCGGCGAGAGUUGACGAGAGUUCGUUUUGGAUUCGGUAUUUUUAUAGGGUGAAUAAGGUUAAGAAGGCGGAGGAGGCUAGGGUUAGGCUGGUGAAGCGAGCGAUUGCGGGGGAGGAUGAUGAGGAGUUGAGUUGGGAUGUAGAUGAAGACGAGUAUGAAGAAAACGCGGAAGAAACCGAAAAGGAAACGAAGAUAUUGGAGAAGAAAGAUUAUGAGAAAAAAGGUGUUUCUGAGUCAAAAAAUGAGGAUCAGAAUGAAGCAGAAGCUCAUAAGUUGGAAGCAAAUUCAGAUGUGAAAACGGCAUCGGAAGUUAAGACGGAUAGAGAUAGUGAUAUUUCGAUUGUUUCUAGUCAACCGUCACCUGAGGAAGACGGGUGGGAUGAAAUUGAAGAUCUAGGGAGCAGUGAUGAGAAUAAGGAUCAUAAAACGGUCUCUCAUGGCAGCCAUGGAAGCGCUGAUAGAGCGGAGUUGCGUAACCGAUUGAGUGUUGCGGAUGAGGAAGAAGAUCUUACUUGGGACAUCGAAGAUGACGAUGAGACUGUUAAAGCGUAAAAGUCGUUAAGUAUUUUCAAAUUUGAUUUGUCAAUAUGAGCCCUUAUUCAGGGUCAAUUUAUCUGGUAAGUAUGCACAUGUUUUUCACUCUUUGAUAUGUACAUAAUGUCUCUGUAUCUUAUAAAUCAUAACUUGAUAUGCAUAGCACACAAUUAUGGUGACAUGUUAUUUAAAGCAUACAAAUUAUACAAUUGCAUUCACAGGCAUUUUGAA